GCGUCACCCCAGGUUACCUGCAGAGCGCGUCAGUGCUGGGGAGAGAGAGAGAGAGAGCGAAGCGCGCUGCGUGUGCAGAGCACAGAGCAUACUGAGCGAGCCCUCCACAGGGGGCCCUGCACGUUACGGCCACCUAGCCACGCCCGCCCCUCCUGCAUCCUCUCCAGGCUCUGCACACACUGCUCUGCACUCAUUGCUCUGCACCAUCCCUACUAGGCUCUGCACACAUUGCUCUGCUACAUCCCUACUGGGCUCUGCACACAUUGCUCUGCACCAUCCCUACUAGUCUCUGCACACACUGCUCUACACCAUCCUCUCCAGGCUCUGCACACACUGCUCUGCACACAUUGCUCUGCUACAUCCUCUCCAGGCUCUGCACACAUUGCUCUGCUACAUCCUCUCCAGGCUCUGCACACACUGCUCUGCACCAUCCUCUCCAGGCUCUGCACACACUGCUCUGCUAUAUCCCUACUGGGCUCUGCUACAUCCCUACUAGGCUCUGCACACAUUGCUCUGCCACCUCUUCAGGCUCUGCACUCACUGCUGUGCUAUAUCCCUACUAGGCUCUGCACACACUGCUCUGCUGCAUCCCUACUAGGCUCUGCACCCAUUGCUCUGCUAUAUCUCAACUGGGCUCUGCACCCAUUGCUUUGCUAUAUCCCAACUGGGCUCUGCACCCAUUGCUCUGCUAUAUCCCAACUGGGCUCUGCACUCAUUGCUCUGCUAUAUUCCUACUGUGCUCUGCACUCAUUGCUCUGCUAUAUCCCUACUGGGCUCUGCACUCAUUGCUCUGCUAUAUCCCUACUGGGCUCUGCACUCACUGUUCUGCUAUAUCUCUACUAGGCUCUGCACACAUUGCUCUGCAGCCUCACCAGGUUCUGCACACAUUGCUCUGCAGCCUCACCAGGCUCUGCACACAUUGCUCUGCUACAUCCCUCUUGGGCUCUGCACACACUGCUCUGCUCAUCUUAGAGGAGUGCAGAGCUUCAGAGUGGGGGUUGACCAACCUACUGCCCAUCCCAAACUUCAGACAAAGGCAGUGGGGGGUAUGCAUCCCUGGGGCUGUAGCCCCUGUCUGUGACCUAUAAUCAGUGGGGGCCUCUGUGAUGAGGGGGGCAGCAGAAGACAUGGAUGGCUUUGAGGGUGAAGCUUCCACAGCCUCCAUGGUGUCUGGGGCCAGCAGCCCAUACCAGCCCACCACAGAGCCAGUAAUGCCCAACAGGGGGCUGAGAGGCAUCACCUGUGACCUGGACUACAUGAGAUCCCUCUAUGGCAUCCUCAAAUGCAUCCAAGUGGUAAGUGAUGGGGAGGAGGUGAUAUCCUGAAGUCACUGUGUUUUUACACUGGGGAACCCAAGAUACCCUUCCCGAGUACAGUUAUUCAUCUGCUGUGGAGUAAAUUCUCAUGGUGCCUGACAAAGCUUCCUGUGACUUGUAGUCCAAAACAUCUGGACAUCCUUGAUCCUUCUUGGAUGUAGCAAGUUGUCAAGGUUAUUCAAGUGUAAAUUGUCAAAAUCUCAAAAAUAUUAAAACUUAAGGCCAAAAUAGUUGGAUUGUAAGAUUUCUCUAAGUCAAAUAUUUUGUCAACUCGCUAUUGUGGCCUAAAAUUAACAGUUACCUUGUGUUCUUGACAAUUUGCACUUUAGUAAAUAAUCCUGUGUGUACGCAUCUUUGAUACCUUUUUGGAAGGUUUAUGUAUUAAACUAGGAAUUGUGAAAAAUUGGCAAAAAAAUUGCAAAUUUUCCCAUUUAGAGCACCCAGUCAUCGGUUGAGUUGAAGGGUUUUUUUUUUUUUUUUUUUUAGUUUGACAAAUUUCAGAAAAUCCCUAUUUAGUAAUAAGUCUUGGAUUUUCACUUUUUUAUUUAUAGACAGAUUCUUGCAUUUUAUCAUUUAUAAAACUGUUGUGUGGAAAUGCUAAGCAAGUCCUCCAUAAUAAUAUCGAAAGCCCUGCAGUUUAAGCCACUGCGAUGCCAAUAUAGGUCCAGUUUUUAGGGAUACCAUCAUUAAUGUAGCUUGGGAUAGUUUCUAAUAUCUGGAUCAUUUUUUUGGAAUUUUUUUUUAUAACAGAGCAAAAGUACACCUUGCAGUUUGUUGUGUAUACACCUGGUUAAGGCUUCAGUCUUGUGCAGGUGAGCAAACAGAACAAUCGUGCAAAUUCCCGUAGGAUAAUUAUUUUCCAGACUACACCUGAUGCUAUUCCCCAAUGUACUUGUAUAAUUGUAAUAUUCUCCCACCAUGCCUACCUGUGUGUCUGUAACCUCUAUUUACUCUCUGUGAAUACCAAUGACUUGCUCCUGUGCUUAUUCUCUAUUGGUUAUCAGAGUGAAUUGUUCUCCUUUACUUAACUUCAAUUUAAUUGUUCUUCAAAAGUGACAGCUGGUAUUUGUCCCAGAAGAAUAACGCAAUCAGACACCUUAUGCAAGGUCAUAGCAAUUUCAUAGUUGGUUUAACAUUUGGUGCAUGACUGUUAAAAUGUUACAGAACAAGGGAACAUUUGGUUUAUUUUUUAAUGAAACGUAAAAAGAAAUGUUUGGCUGAAUUUAAUGUAUGGACUUGCUGUUAGUAUAUCACAAUUGUUAUAAACAUUCGCUGCUAAUACAUUUAUUUAUUUUUUUAAUCUAAACAAGGUGUUGCUUGUACAUCAAUCGACAGGUGGUUUUGUAGACUUUUUGCUUGACUUUGCCCUUUGCGACAUUUGGGUUCAUGAAUCGGCAAAAUACCAUCUCUCCUUAUUCUUUCUACAUCCGUUUGGAUCAUAUAAGCAAAACUCAUGCCAGGUUUUAUUGGGCUAUUCUAGGUUCAUCUGUUCAUCAUCUAUAAUGAUAUAUUUAGUGAAUCAUUAAACCGUGUUUGAGAAAUAUUGUAUUAUUGGAAGCCAUAUAACCCCUAUCUUCCAGCCAAAUCUUUGCUUAUAUAUUUUCUGAGAUGUGCCAAAGCGGCAUCCGUAAAAUUCUUCAAAUAUAUUUUGGUCAAUCCGUGAUAUGUUGAUUUUUAAAAAAGGAGAAAAGAACUGAAUUUUCUAGUUCCUCUCUAUUGUUUUUAGCAAAUUAUUAAAAAAAAUUUAAAUUUAAUUUAAAAAAAUAAAUAAAUCUUAAACGUUGCAAUUCCCGUUGAGGAGUUGAGUUUGUUUUGGGCAUAAUAGAAUGACUGUUUACAUUAAAGUUUCAUAGAAUUGUGACCUUCAGAAAGGUCGUUAACUCUGAGAAUUGCAAGGCUGCUGCACGGUUGUAAGUGAUUUUAAUAAUAAAUAUAUGGUGGAUUAAACAAAGUCAACUAAUCUCCUUGUUGCAAAAAAAUUGGAAAAGUAACAUUCCUUUCAUUAAGUAUGUGGAAUGCGGUCUUCUAGUAAAACUUACCAUGAGCAUGCUUAAUAAUCUGUUGUUAGUUCCCACAGCAGAGCAGGGGUUGAUCAUUGGACAGAAGACGUGUGAUAAAAUUAAUGGAAGUAACUAAAGAAAAUCUCAGGGUUAUUUGCUAAACUGGAAACUGUGGAGGAAUGAAAAAGGGAACUUCGAAAGUUCAAGCUACAAUACCUGAGCUCUAUUCCAUUUGGGGAUAAAGUGAAAUCAGGCCCUGUUCUUGCCCGUAAACUGGGGAUCCCGGGCCCUCCAUUGCCUCAUUAUAUGGGGACGACUGUUCUGCCAUUCGCUAGGCACCGUUUAUGGUUAUUGUGCCUCAUAAUGUCCUGUUUCAGGGCAAUUCAGAGUCACUUUGGUCUCAAUUUGUCUUUAAUAAAUAUCCAAAUUAGAAAGUUGGGUUCAAUUUUGGAUUAAUCCACAAAUAUCGUAAUUUUGUAGUAGUCAGACUGUCACUUUGAGGUAUCAUUUAUGGUAGAACUCAUUUAGGUUUCCUCGAUUUCUCUUCCUUUUUUUUUUUUUCCUUAUCUGAAACGUUUUUGUUUUUCUUUCUUUGGGGAACUUGAUAUUUGGCAGUCUGCUUUGGUUUAACACGUUCCUGCCCACAUUGCCAUGGUAAUUUUCCCAUAAUCUGUUAUUCAAUCCUGCUUGAUGGAUUAUAAUCCCUGCCUUUAUUUCAUCCUCUCAUGUAAUUUUCACUUGAUUUCCUCCAUGAAAUUUAUACAUGCGCGGAGAUUCAGCAGUCCCUCGCUCAAGGAUCAACAAAGUACUGCUUCCCCAGGGGGACUAAUGGGAGGAAUACAAAUUGAGGACAGGGAAGUGCAAAAGACUGCACAUAAAUAGUAUCCAAGUUGUAAUCUGUAUGAAGAAGGAGGACUGAAAUGGGAGGAGGAAUAAUAUCAUCUACAUUCUAAAGGAGGAGAAUUGUGUGGCUUCAAACGUAGUAGAAAUCAUGUCUUAAAAGGCCAAGCAGGAAGUUGCUGGGAAGAGGAGACUGGACACUUAAAUGGUGUCUGUGUGAUAAUACCAUUGCUUGCCCACAGAAGGGCAAGUGAAGCCGGGUACAGCUUAAAAGACUGGAAGAUGGAGGUAUUUGGAGAUAACGUUUUGGCACGUAAGAAAAGUGUAAUUUAACAGUGAAAAAGUCAACUGACAGACUAAGAGCAAAAAGGAGCCCUAUGCAGAUGUUGUAUAAAGAAGGAGGGGAAAUGGCCGCGUUUUAAGGAAUUAACCCAAAAACAUUUGAUAUGGCAAGGCAACUGAACAAUUGUUGUUUUUUAAUUGUGCUCUCUUAAACCAUACAAUUUUUUUUUUUUUUUUUAAACCUAAUAGUGUCAUUAAAAUAUUUUUGUAGUAGUUAUGGUGCCAGGAGUUCUCCCCCCAGGGUAAAUGGUCAAACCAUUUAUUUGAGAACAGUUUGGGGUCUCCGGGCACCAUUUGCCUGUGUUUGGCUGAAGCUCUGCAGGGCUUUCCUCAGUAGAGCUGACUGAAGCUCUUUGGAGGUUUUGGGUGACACUAUCGCCCUGCGAUUUUCUGAAUACGGACGUGCACUCACAGGCAUCUGUUUGGAAAACACUACCUAAGCCAAGCUUGACGUGCCAUUCAUUCCAUAGUGCCAUGUGUUUGUGCCCUCGGGGUGCCUCUUGGCAUUUCACCAUAGUGUUUGAAUUCCUUAAUAUUGUAUACCCAGCGUUACCUAUCACAAUGGAAAUAAAUACCUGCAAACGAUUCAUUAUUGUUUUUCUGUUUAAAUUGCACAACGUUGGAGUGAGGUGUUGGCUUGUCCUGACAUUUGAGCAGUGACCGUGCCACCUUAAUUGGCAUUGAUUGAAAGCUACUCCCUUCUCAAACACCAUCUGUACAAACAUUGAUGAGACUCAUUCCUUCAGGGCUUUUUUUACAGCAUUAUCUGAUUCUCUUUCAAGCCACACAGGUUAUAUGCAGCAACUACAACUUGUAGGUGCAGUCAUACAUCCUUCCCAUGUACGACCAGUUGUCUAAACUGAAGGGGCUUUUGGCCCUUUUGUUUAAUCCAAUUAGUGCUAAUUCAUUCCGAGUUUGAGUGGGGAGAUUAAUUUAAAGAAGCCCUGUUGACUAGAAGUUUUUCUCUGAGCUUUAUAUAAAGAGUGCACUGUAUUGUGAACUAUAGUAAAGAUUGUUUAGAAAAUGCCAGGAUACUUCACAGCACUGUGCAAGGGAUGUGUGGUGAGGACCCAAACUAAACUAGUUUAUAAGCUCAUUGAGCAGGGCCCUCAAUCUCUGUUCCUGUGUGUCCAACUCGUCUGGUUACAAAUACGUGUCUGUUAGUCCACCCAUUGUAAAGCACUGUGGGACUGAGCAAGGGCAUUCCUGGCACCACAACAACUUCAUGCAGAACGUGGAGACGCUGAAUGUAGGUGCUGCACACUGUGCAGCUCUGAGAUAGGAAGCACCUCUAGUGACUGCACCUUGAGAUUAGACAUUAAAGGACCACUAUAGUGCCAGGAAAACAUACUCGUUUUCCUGGCACUAUAGUGCCCUGAGGGUGCCCCCACCCUCAGGGACCCCCUCCCGCCCGGCUCUGGAAGGGGGAAAGCGGUAAAAACUUACCUUUUUCCAGCGCUGGGCGGGGAGCUCUCCUCCUCCAAUCUUCCUUCUCUCCUCCCCGUCGGCUGAAUGCGCACGCGCGACAAGAGCUGCGCGCGCAUUCAGCCGGUCACAUAGGAAAGCAUUAUCAAUGCUUUCCUAUGGACGCUGGCGGGCUCUCACUGUGAAAAUCACAGUGAGAAGCACGCAAGCGCUUCUAGCGGCUGUCAAUAAGACAGCCGCUAGAGGGAAUGGAGGAAGGCUUAACCCAUUCAUAAACAUAGCAGUUUCUCUGAAACUGCUAUGUUUAUAAAAGAAUGGGUUAACCCUAGCUAAACCAGGCACCCAGACCACUUCAUUAAGCUGAAGUGGUCCUUUAAGAUUAGAGACUGAGAUUAGACUGCACCUUGAGAUUAGACAUUUCUGGUGACUAUAGUUACAAAAAUGGAAAUAGGAGCCGCACUCAUUCCCAGCAAACACCUGAUGCACUGGAGCAGGACCAGCAAUCCCACAACGAUCAGGCAGACAAAAAAGUCUCCAGGCACUCAAGGUGUUCAAACCGCAGGCAGAUUUAAUGGUACAAAAAAAGAGCAGCAACGUUUCGAUCAAGAGCUUGACAAAGACCUCUUGGCAGGUCGAAACGUUGCUGCCCUUUUUUGUACCAUUAAAUCUGCCUGCGGCUUGAACACCUUGAGUGCCUGGAGGCUUUUUCUUUUUUGUCUGUUGACUAUAGUGUCCCUUUAAGACCCAGACCAUUCACCAACACAUGCAUGUCUCAUGAUUUUGCCAGAUGUGCGGCAUACAAAACAUGAAUGUUUGUUUCUAGAUCUGUAAUUAUGACCAUAAUUACUGUAUUUUAAUUGACUAUUCAUAUAUCGAUACAUUAUGUCCAAUUGUUGCAUCUCUAGUAAAUACAACAAUUAGAUCUGCUGCGGAAAACUCAAGAAUAGAUCAAAUGUCUUGUGCGGUUAAAAAAAAAAGCCAAAGAUAUGGAUUCCCUUUAUACAGACAAACUGCAAAGUUAAACAACAAAAACUUCUUCUUUUUUUUUUUUCUGUAAAGGAUUACUUCCCCUUUAAAAGGAACUGGGAAUUUGUCAUGGCUGAGCUAGGAGCCUCGUGAUCUUUGUUAAACUGCACAUGCAAAUAAUUAUGUAGGUGGCUAAACGCGGCUUCCAUCACCUAUUGUCCCAAUAUAACAUUAUCAGGCAGGUGUCAAGAUUCAGGGGUGGAAAUAGCAUCAUUCAUGAACUGUCUGCAGCCUGCGGGCAUACGUGAGGGAUUACACAUCUUUUAUUUGUUUUCCACCUUGCCUGUCACAAGUGAAGGUAUUUUGGCAGACAGACAUCUUGGUUGGUGGGAUUUUCAGAACAGAUGUUAAAUUAGAAGAUGGACAGGGGAUCUGCAGUCCCUCUGUGUCAGUGUUUUAGAUGAUGAUGGGGUUAGUGUGUCCUAGGACAGCGCGGCACAAACAGGAAAACCAUUCCCGAUUCCAAGAACGAACAGACUUGUGGUUAAGCUGGGAAAGCGCAAUGCACACUAAGGAAUGUGCUUUUGGAUCAAUCUUUAAACCAUUGCCCUGUUUCCAUCUGCUCUGACAAAAUGUGAUCAUCCUGUCUCAUGCUGAAAUUUCAGCUAGUAUUUACACUGUCGUAAUAUAUAUGUGUUAAGCAAGGAAUUCUGUUUCUUGGAUUUGUCAGUAAAGAUAAACCCUUUGCAGUUUCUUUUAUUUUUUUAUUCUUAUUAUGACUGUGUUAAACUUGUAAUGUGCAUAACAUUAUGUCAUUGUUCAUCUAUUGUUGCAUUUGUUUGUUUCAUUUGUCAUUUUACUCAUUGUGGUGUUAUAUUUGUGAUGGUUACUACAUGCCACCCAAGUGUCCCACUCUAGGAAGAACAGUCCUUCUUUGGUACCAAAAUCCUUCUAUCCACCUUUUCUAACCCCAAAAAUCAUACAUCACAUUAGCUGCAGAACAUUUUUGUCAAAUAUUUUUUUUAUUGAAAACUUUUCAUUUUUAACAAUAAUAAUCAUUGUAAAACAAUGAAAUAUAAGGAAUAAAGAAAACUAUAUAAAUCAAACAAACACAAAGAAUCAGGGGGAAAGUAUCCAUCCAUUAUAAAAUUGAUAACAUAUGCUUUAUGAAAAACACUACAUAGUGUCUAAUAAGGUGUAAAAACACUUUACCUGUACUGGCGAUAUAGUAUACAAACAGAACAGGAGUAAAAGGAGAGGCACAUAAAGUACUAGGUUAAUGAUUCUGUUGUGUUUGAUGGCAAUCUGAGGUGCAUCUCAUAGCACUUAUUCUCUAAGGCCAAUGUUAAUACCUCUUUAAUAGACGGAACUAUGUCAGACCUCCAAUAACGUGGUAUUACCAUAGUGGUCGCUAUCAAGACGUGGCCUACCAUUAUCUUAUCCACUUUGGUAAAGGUUUCAGGAAAUGACUUGAAUAAACAUAGUUCUGGAGUCAGUAACAACAGAAGGAGUAAUAUCCCUGAUUAUUGUAUGUACAUUCUUCCCAAAUAAUUGUAAACGUGGACAAUGCCACCACAUAUGGGAAUGUGUGCCUGUUUGUCCACAGCCACGAUUCUCAUUUACAAACUGCCUUCUUUUCUACCCAACAUGACAUUCCUUCUUUGUGCUGGGCCAUGCCCAAUAAAAUCCACUGGAUUGCAGCCAGCCAAGAACUAGCACUGUAGGUCGCUGAUCCCUCUGUGGCUGUGGGUAUGCGAGCAUGUGUUUGUUUGUAGAGCUUGCACGUAAGAAGAUUGCGUGUUCAUUGUCAGCCGGUUUGUGCAUACUGAUGGCAAACGGGAAAAUUGUACGAAAUUGACUUUCAUUUUGAGCUGGCUGAUGACCGCUUCUAGAGGCAGAGUUACAACGUGGUGGAAAAAUAAGAAUAUUUCUAUUCUGGCAGUGUUUCAGAUAGAAACCUUGCACCAUACCAGCUUCAGCAAGCAAAGUGGUUAUGGUCCUUAGAGUAACUCUUUAAAUGACAUCAGUCAGACAUGGUAAAACAUACAAUAGCCCACAAUAAGCUCACCUCCGGCUACACCCCCUGUAAUAAAAGUCCCUGUUGGGCCGUUUGAAAUGUUGGGAAAUAUAGAAAUACCUUAAUACUGCAAUGAAUUACCAUGAACACUUAUUCUAUAAGUGACCCAUUUUUUAAAUACCAUUUUCAAUUCAGGGAUAUGGGGAAAAUUCUCCAAAAUGGCAGCUAGCACUUGAAGCCAUUUCUGUUGCCCACUGUGUUGUAUACAGCCCUGGUUUACAGCAGGCCUCAUUUUUGGGAGAGCUAGAAUUGUACAUCCCCUCCCGUGCCACUUUCAUUCCCCCUAAUAUUCGAAAAGUACAUUCUGAUGUAAACCUCCUAUAGUAUAACAUGCACUAGAUGGACAAAAGUAUUGGGAUGUCUUUACAAACAUUUGUGAAAAACUGUGUCGUCUUGAAGAGCUCAGUGAAUUCAAGUGUGGUACUUUUUCACCCUUGCUAGAUAAUUCACGGACCUCUGUGGUAUUAUUGGAAAAUGGAAGCAUUUAGGAACAGCAGCCACUCUGCCAGGGAGCAGAAGAGCACGGUCACAGAGUGCUGAGGCGCAUGGUGCAUAAAUGUCGCCAAUGCUCUGCUGAUUCCAUAGCUGAAGAGUUUCAAACUUCCACUGGCAUUAAUAUCUGCACAAAAACUGUUCGGCAGGAGCUUCAUGGAAUGGGUUUCCAUGGCUGAGUAGCUGCAUGUACAUAUUAAUGUCUAUGUAUUUAGAACGCAAUAUCCUAAAAGUCCCUGUUGGUAUAAUGGUCAGGUAUCCCAAUACUUUUGUCCGUAAAGUGUAGUUACUGUUCGUAAAUUGAUCUAUAUAGGUACAACCUUAAACAGGGCAGCAUACUUACGUAUUCUAGCACGUUUAGUCUCCUUGCAUCCCAUGUGGUCUACUGACUUAUAGUGAUGGGAGGAUGUGAUAUGGCAACCCUCCUCCUGAUCGUCUCUGCUUACGUGCCAUUGUGCAUUAGUACUAUAGUUUACUGAGUAAUAUUGUAACAAGCAGAGCAUUUUUGUUUUUUGUUUUUUCUCUCUCUGGUGUGUCUACUUUGGCCUAAAACUUAACUUUUUGUAACAUUAGAAUUUCUGGCCAUUUUCAGUUAACUGAAUAACCCUGUCAAUCAAUAUUAGAGUAAUAACCGUGUGACCACAUGGACCAUCAUACUUUACUAUAUCAAAGGGUCCUGUUCUUACUUCCUUUACGAAUUUUGAAAGAAUUCACAUGUACGUUAUGAAAUUCUAACGUCCAGCAUUUAGGAACACUCUCCUCCAUUCAUCCCUGGCUAUAAAUAUUCCAGUUUGGGCUUCCGCUAAUUACUAGCAUGGGAAAGAAUCCAGUAAUUACUGUAGCAUUCGUUUCCCUGUAAACACAGACGGCUCAUCACUUAUUCAGCUUUGUGUAUUAUAAAAAGGUCUGCCCAAGGGUUACAGGGCGCUCUGGCUGGGCUCUUUAAUUCGGGGAAAACAAGCAAGGCCAACUGGUUUUAUUAAUAGUUUCCUGGAGAUGGUAAUAUGAUCGGGUAUCCAAAUGUUUAAGAAAAUACACAAUUUCUUCUUCUUCUUUUUUUUUUUUGUAUGUCUGCAGUUGAUGGAGAAAAAAGUCUGCAAGGGUUUAUGUAUUUUGUGGAAAUCUGUGUAUGAGCAUAUUUAUCUGUCUUAGUAUGGCCUGCUUUGAGACUGCCUGGGUUAUUCAAUAAAGGAAGAAAUCAAAGUGAAUUUAAAUUUGAAGUCCAAAUUAGCCAAACUGCAAGUAUAGCUGACUUGUAGAAUGUUUCCUGUUUGACUAAUUUGACCUCAAAUUUUAAAUUCACUUUGAAUUCUCACUUUAGGGGAUAACUCUGUAUAUAUUUUGUAAGCACAGGCAAAAAUAGAGCCAGAAUGGAACAGGUCGAGUCGGUGAGGGGAAGGGUUGAAGAUGUGAGGGGCAGUGUUCGGUAUGGAGAGGAGCAACGGCUGGGAUAAGGAAUAGACCUUACCAAGGAGCAAUGUCAGAACCGUAGAGUGAGAAGGUAAAAGAGACUUUGUUGGAGUGUUCGAGCAAAAUGUACAAGAAAAGGCGCCAUAAAAGAUAGGUGACCGGAUGAGAAAGAAGGGGUCAAUGCUUGGGAAAGAUAGGGAAGAGUCAUGCUAAAGUGAGAUAAGCACAAAUAGGCAGGAAUAAUGAAUACAGGCAGAAAGGGGAGAUAUCCAGUUGAGCAGUCAGAAGAGAGAUUUAUGGGCUAACUGCACCAUGGCAGGGCAAGGGGCAAAUUGGACCAGGGCAACUUGUAAAGUGGACCAGAGCAGGGCAAUCAGUAAACAGAGUGAGGAUAGAGCAGGGCAAUGUGCAAACUGGGCUACGGGGUUAAAACCUACUAAAAUAAGAGGAGGAGCAGGUUGGAAAGGAGCAUGGGAAGGAUAAAAGGGAGCCAGGAUGGGACAGGGGAAGGGGCAAACAGAGCAUGGCAAGGCGCGAUUUGAUCAGGGCAAGAGGUUAUCUAAGCCAAGACAAAGUGGGACAACUGGUGAACUUGGUAAAGAUGGGGGGGGGGACAAAAAGCAAAGCAAGAGGGAGUAGAGAAAAUGGUGUGGGGUCCCAAGAGGGAAAAUGGCAAAGAGGUUUGUGAGAACCUAAAAAAGGGCUAGGUGGAAGCACAGCGUAGGCCCAGGGUGUUGGGGCCAAGAAAGGUUAGAAGAGAGUGGGGAAAAUGGAGCAUAGAUGGGACUUAAGGAUGAAGAAAGCAGGUCAAAGAGUUCAAGAAGGACCAGGGUAUUGAGACACUCACGACAAAGAAAGGCUAGGCAGAGAGAGAUGAUGGGGCAGGUCUCAGGAUAAAAGAAGGAAGGACAUUGGAUACUGGGAAGUUGAAGACCUCUCUUAACACAAUUUAUUGAAAUCCUAGUUCAAAACCUACUAGCUUUAUUCCUGCGCUGAACAUAUUUGCAGUUACUGUACAGUGAGCAUCAAAGAACUUCUAUUGACUUGUAAAUUCACUGUUACUUCAAAGAAUUCUCCCGUUUUUUUAUAAGAUGUGAUUUGUAGAUGUAAAGCAGGCGUGGGUUACAUCAAGUUAGCUUGCACCCUAUAAAAUUUCAUCUGACUGCGCCGUGAGAAGCGUUUUACAGCUAAUGGAAGACAGAAAUGAGUGUGUGCUCCUUUUUUGAGCAUUUUUAUUUAAUUUUUUUAAUAUUCACUUGCAUGCGCAGUACUUCAUCAUGAAUUAAAGGAGCACUCAACCCACAUAAAGUACUUCAGCGUACUGAAAUGCUCUAUAUGUCAGGACCAUCUCAUUUAAAUUGAAGUUUAUAAAACUUUUUUUAAGAUAGAAAUUGUCACUUUUAUAAAUCACUGUAGAAAGACCUCCUCUUCUGUUUCUCUUGGCUCCACAGAUCUAAUGAAAGUGGCAGGUGUGUACGACCUUCCUCCCCAAGUCACAGUGUGUCUGUGAGGCCAUGCAUGCACGUCCACAGGACUCGUUCUAGCCCUGUGUCCUUCCUUCUAUGGACACCCUAACUGGACUCUAAAUGGGAAAGCUUAGUGCAAGAUCACAACCCAAAAUCAGAGGCUUCUCAUUUCAUAGGCAGCUUCCUAUUGGCUGUGGUAACAACACAGAGCCUUGUACGUCCAGUAACCAAUCAGGAGGAACAGACCUCAAUCGUUGACCUAAACCUCUCGAUCUCUUACUCCGCUUCUCAGUAAUGGUUUAACCACUAUGUGGUUUGUUUGCUCUUGUGUGUUUUAUUAUAAAAAAUGUGUAUAAUACAAAUAUUGCCUUUGUCUGCUCUUCUAUACGCUUCUAGAACCACGGUAAAAAGAUUCAGGAUUUUAUUUUUUCAUUGUGUUUUACAAUAGGACAAAAAUAUAACAACUAAACAAAAUACAAGUCAUAAGUAUGAUAAAUAUAUUGUGGUGUUGUCCCAUCAUACAUUACAUAGGGUAUGACAAUAUAAGCGAUAUGUCAAUAUAACAAUUGGUGACCUAGAUUAGGAAACCGUUGAUAAUGUUAGGGCAUUGAGUGGGUAAUCAUGCAGAGACCCAAGCUUUAUUAAUGAUCUCAAAUAAUUAACUGUUCAGAUGUAUCACUAUAAUUGUGUCCUGAACUAAACUUCAUCUCCAGUUGAUGUUACAGAGGAUGAGACAUACUAAAGUGCUAGGAGUGUUUCUUUAAUAUUCGGAUUCACAGGAAGGAAUGUAGAUCUCUUAAGAAAAGUACAAAACAAAUCUCCAGGCCCACAACCAUCUCUCCUAAAAACAUCAAUCAUGUACAGGAGCACAAACCUGUAUUCCUAACCCUAUAGGGUUAAAACAUCCAUCUAGCUCCCCCUGCCUCCCUAAAUAUAGUAAAAUAUUACUUGUAUUCAAGUCUGCAGCUGCCUGCCUCUGACCUGCCUGCUGACAUCAUUAGAAGUGGUGGUCUGAGCCAAUCACAGUGCCUCCCUAUAGGAUUGGCUGAGACUGUCAAGGAGGCAGAUAUGGGGCAGAGCCAGCUAAAGCCAAACACAGCCCUGGCCAAUGCAUUGAUUCAAUUAAUCUCUAUGAGGAAGGUUCAGUGUCAGCAUUCAGACAUAGGCGUGUGCCUGGGCACACCCUAAUCCCCGCGGCACGCCUAUGGAUUGAGACCGGCAGGGGAGAUCCCAGGAUCUCCCCUGUCUGCUCAUGCAGAGCCGGCGCUAUCCGAGCGCCGCCUCUGCUCUAAGCCUCCAUGGGCCGGUGGGGAGAUCAAAGAUCUCCUUCACCGGCUCACAGCUGCAGGGAGGGAGGCAGGAGAGGACCCGGGGAGCUCUAGCCAGCAGCUCCGCCGGGUUCCUCUCGCGAGAUCUGAGCGUUGCCGCGGCAACGCUCAGAUCUCGCAAGAGUGAACUCUAGCCCCGCAGGCUAGAGUUCACUCUCCACUGGACCACCAGGGAUGGCAGCAGCACAGUCCCCCCUCCCUACAUAAGGUAAGAAGGGAGGGGGGAUAUUUACUAAACGGCCCCCACACAAUACACACAAUCACCCACACAUACAGCAUCCACACACACACAUACAGCACCCAUACACAUACAGCACCUACACACAUACAGCACACUAACAGCACCCUCACAAACACCCUCACCUACAUAGCACACUACCAGCACCCUCACAUACACAGCACACUAACAGCACCUUUACACACACACACACACACAGCACCCUUACACAGAGCACCCUUACGCACACACACACACACAGCAGUGUGUGUGUGUGUGCGCACCCUAAGGCACAAACACACGCCGUGUGUAUGUAUGUAUAUGUGUGUGUGUGUGUGUGUGUAUGUAUGUAUGUAUGUAUGUAUAUAAUGUAUGUGUGUAUAUAUACAUACAUACACGCGGCGUGUGUUUGUGCCUUAGGAUGCACACCCUAAUGCAAUAGGCUGCGCACACCUAUGCAUUCAGAGGGAGGAGACACUGAAUGUCAGUCACACUGUGCAGCACUGUUCCAGGAAGCACCUCUAGCAGCCUUCUGAGGAGCGGCCAGUGGGGAUAUCCCUAGGCUGUAAUGUAAACACUGUAUUUUCUCUGAAAAGACAGUGUUUACAGCAAGAUGCCUGAAGGGAAUGAUUCUACUCACCAGAACAAAUACAAUAAACUGUAGUUGUUCUGGUGACUAUAGUGUCCCUUUAAUAUAAGCUUUGUACUAUCCAAAGGGCUUAGAUAUUCAUGUUCUGUGCUACUAGGCUUUAAAAGUUACUUGCCCUUGCAAGCCUGUUGGGCCCGUGGCACACUGACAAGGGGUAAUUUCUAUUCGCCAUUAAUGGCGAGUGUAUCCAGCAGAUCUCCCUUAUAAGAUGCUCCCAAUCCAUAAUUCGCAUGUUGAGUAACGUCACUGUAAGAAACAGAGAUGUGGUAUAACCCUGUAUAAUCUUGUAUACAUUGCUGUGUAUUUGGUUCCAGUGUCACCCUAUUCAUCUUCUCUGUCUGCAGGUCCUGGCCCUCCUCUCGUUUAUCUGCAUCGAGACCAUCAUGGAAUGUUCCCCGUGUGAGGGUCUUUAUUUCUUUGAGUUUGUAAGCUGCAGUGCCUUCGUGGUGACGGGAGUUCUGCUGCUCAUGUUUGGACUCGGCCUGCACACUAGCGUCCCUCACAUUAACUGGAACCUAACUGUGAGUUGGAGAAAUCAAGCAAUUCUUCCAUGUGUAGCUGGGUGGAGAUUAUUAUUUCAUGAUUUGCCUCCAGCAUUGAAAGCAGACUUUAGACCUACCAUGUCAAGUGAUCAGGGUCUCCACACUUGGCCAUCAUUUGGUCGGGCAGCAGAGCCGAGAUGAAACAAGUCUAUUGGCUGGCAGGGUUGUUCACCGAAGUGAUGAUUGUUGGAAAUUCUAAGUUGAUUUCACAUUUUAAAGCUAAAAUAGCCCAAGAGGAACAAUUCUCCAAGACCGCUAAUGUUUCCAGAUUGGCUACUUUGAUAUUAAAUUUGAUAUUUACUUUGAAUUCCGACCGUUCAGAGUGAAUAACCCUGUGUUUUGUUUUGUUUUUUUGUUUUUUUUUAAAGCUGAUUCCCAUUGAAAUGGUGAGAACCAUUGUUAAACCAAACUGACCAUAUAUCUGAUGUUUGAGAACCUACAUUUGGUGGAACAGCCAUAGAGUGUAGUCAAUGGGUGACCUGCUUAAAUUCCUCCAAAUUCCAUGUACCUUUUCUACAUUAUCAUGUUCAAUUUACAUUUAUUUUGAAGCAUUUAGGGGAAGGCUGGCUAAUGGGCACCUUAGGGUUAUAUUGUUCGAGGUAAUGUAGUGAUCAUAGGGUGUCCCAUGUCAUUCACUAGUUGUUAGUGACUUAGUCAUGCCUGUACCUCACCCCUUACCAUUGGAUAUGUUAUAACGCCUUGAUCACAUUAUCCUACAGUGAUGCUGUUUGACUGUCAUUGGUGACUAGGGCCCCGUUCCACGGUGAAUAAAUACCGGUAGUUAGUUAACCAUUUAUUUCCUGACCUUAAUCCAGAGCCGGGCUCCCUCGGCACGGUGACCUCUCCUCCUCCAUUGACGUGCUCCCGGAGCUCCCUAAUGGAGCCGAAUGCGUGGCCAGUGGCAUGCGUGCAUUCAAGCCGGCCCUUAGGAAAGCAUUGCUCAGUGCUUUCCUAUGGGGAUCUUUUUUGAUGCUGGAGGUCCGAGAGGACGUCCAGCGUCAAAUAAGCACAAUUUAUUCUGUGUAAAUCGCGGAAGCGCCUCUAGUGGCUGUCAGUAAGACAGCCACUAGAGGCUGGAUUAACCCUGCAUUGUAAACAUAGCAGUUUCUUUGAAACUUCUAUUUUCAGCUGCAGGGUUAAAACUAGGGGGACCUGGCACCCAGACCACUUCAUUGAGCUGAAGUGGUCCUUUAAGACACACCUUCCGUCUUAAGGCACAUUAAGGAAUACUCCCGACCAUUGAAGCUAUUUAGUUUGCUGAACCUUUUUUAUUUAUUUAUUUUUACCAUUUUACAAGAAGUGCAGAUUUCAAUAGAAAUGGGCAUUUUAUGAAAUUAAUCUUGUUACACCCUACUGACUGACAAACAGACAACCUGUCCUGUUACUUCCUGGUUUGGUUAGCUUAUUGGAGCAAACCUCAAGAGGCAGCAAAUGCCCAGAGCACCUGCCUUCUUAUUGAGCUGCAUUGGGAAGUCGGUGAUUGGACAGCCACAGAAAGUUUGAGCUGGGGCAGAUGGAGAGAUUGCAAAGGCUGCAGACAUGAGAUCUACAGCUUUUGCAAGCCGUUUUAUCUACUAAAAAAAUAGUGUUUUUGGCAGUGAACUGUCCCUUUAUUUAGCCAUACUCUCUCACUUUCACACCAAUAUCAACGAUUUCACUCCUAGAUACAUAAUUGGCUAUUCACUCAGAACAAACCUACAUUUAUAACUAGUGAAUCACAAACACUACAUACAUAUUCAGACAUACACAAACACAUACACAAACACAUACACAAACACAUACACAAACACAUACACAAACACAUGUGAAAUGAAUUGACUCCCUGAUGCUCAUCUGUGUCAGUAGAAUUAUCCUGUAUCAUCGUAUUUCAUUAGAGAGUGGACUCCAGCUGUGCACACCAUCCGGUACAUUACAUCUGACCUCCAUAUCAAUACAUGAUCACACUACACAUGUGCCGAGGUUUAUAUUUUAGCAACCGUUUUGGGUGUUUCAUGGCCUUCACUGCUCUCUCCUACAGUUAGAAAACAGCUAAAGCUCACAGAGAAAAAUCUAAAAUCGCACAUGUUUGGCUGCCCCUGAAGUUCUGCUGACUUGUCUCGGAAUCUAAUUGUCAGCUGAAAAUAAAAUGCCCACAGCCUGUGAUGUGGGAUUUUUAUUUAUAUGUUUUACUGCGAGGACUGUUUGUGCUCUGAAUGCUGUCUGCAGGAGGACACAUAAGCUAUAAACAUGCCUGACUGACCCAAAGGUCUGAUUUUACAUCAUGUGAGUUGUAAUUCUAGAGACCCUCCAGUGCCACGUUUCCCAGCUGUGCUGUAACAGCAGGGGAGCAGGGAGAUUGUGUGCUUUCUCACCCACUAGCACAAAGGUAAAGGAACACUAUAGUGUUAGGAAUACAAAGCGGUAUUCCCGCUACCUCCACCUCUACACUGGCGGCAAUAAAAGGGGCUUUAAAAAAACCAAAACAAAUGCCCUUUCUUUUUAUUUUGCCUUAUUCCUGCACCAAUAUCCAUCAUCGCUGGCUCAGUCUCCGCCUCCUGUGAUGUCAUUGCGAGGGGGGGCUAAUGUGCAUGCAUGACAAACACUGCACGUGCUUUAGGCCUUUCAAAUGGGAAAGCAUUGACUCAUUACUUUCCUAUGGGAAUUUAAAAGACAUUGGAUGAUCUCAUGCACAGCAUGAGGACGUCCAGUGUUGUUUCACAGAGUUAAAUUCUGUGAAACCGCGGGAAGCGCUGGUAGACAGCCACUAGAGGCAGUCUUAACCCUCUAUUGUAAACAUUGCAGUUUUCUGAAACUGCAAUGUUUUACAUUGCAUUGUUAAGGGGACAAGGGCACUGCACGCAGACCACUUCAAUGAGAUGGUGUCCCUUUAACCAUCUUUUAAAUUUACCAACAUUAAUUCUCUUUAAGAGCAACAUUUUAUCCAUAAUAUAACUUUUAAUAACAUGAUUACUCCCCAACUAUUCUAAAAUUGCAAUUCCUGCACUCCUUUUCCAGCCUGGGGGUUUAGCUUAUUACCACCCCAGUAUUAAUCUAAACAUUACACUAUUGAAUAUAUAAUAUCUAUACUAGCUUUAUUUGUUCUGUGAUAAACUUUGUUUAAAUGCCUUCUCCCCCAUUUUUUCACACACUUUGCCCAAAACCAGAGCUCUUAUAUCACAUAUAUAAUAGUAUUAUUUUGUUAUUCAAUGCAUUUUGUUUUUGAGAUUAGAAAACUCCCAUUCCCCACCCCUCCUUAAAUGUAAUUUAUACUCCAACACUAGGACAGACUCCUCACUAUAGUCUGGUCCUCCUCUGUUGAAAUCCUUAAUCCUGGUGACUUUUGUCCUUUGUCCAAUCAGAUGUUUGACACACAGUGCCUGCACAGAAAUUUCCACUAUAAGCAAAUUCGCAGCCUCUCUAUGAGCAUUCACCAAGCACCGUGUCGGCAGACUUUAUUUGCCGAUGCAGGACCAGAGAAUGUCUCCAGGUCGACUGUUUCCUCCCCCCCGAACUUAAAUUGGCAUUUAAUUUUGAAUUCUCACUUUAAAAAGGGACACUUAUGCGUCAGAAGCCCCUAGUGACUGUAUGUCUGACAGCACAUAGGCCUUGAACUUGCAAAAUGUAAACGGUCUGUUUCUCAGAAAUGGCACUGUUUACAUUUGAGAGGUUGCAGCAGAAUCUAUGUCCCAAAAUCACUUUAUUAAGAUUACGUGACGUUAUUCCUGAGAUUGUCCCUUAAAGCCAUCAGUAGCGGACAAGGAGUAUUAUUUUUUGGUAAAGUUUAUUGUGACACAAAACUGGGGACUGCCAAAAUACUAUUUAAACCAGAAUAUUAACCCUCACAGUGAGACAUAGUGAUUCUGGUUUGUGAGUGCCCUUUGUAAAUGUAUCCUUUUUCUAUUUCUGUUUGGAGACUUCUAGUAGUUAAUGGGUUAAGCCCUAGUGUCUUUUUAGUUUAAUAAACAUAUGUCCACAUGCAGUUCCAUCUCUUCUUUUAAAGAGGUCUUUUAUCACUUUGCUACAGAUGUUUAGCUUUAUAAAUGAAGCCACAAGAAACUCCCAGAUUUCAUUGAAAAUUCCCGUAAUCCGUUGUAUAGAGAACAAACCCGUGUAAUGAAAUGGUGGAAGGUGUUCCUAUAUUUUAUUAGAUAAGAGGCGUUUUUACUCUGCAGAGGGUUUACUAACUAGACUGGAGAAAUGCCAAGGUCAUUGCAAAAUUUAGACCAAAGAUGUCGAGCUGGGUAAAUUCUCAAACUCUGUUUUUCCAGAUUUCCUCUUUUAGCCUAAAUGUUUACCUGUGGUUAGCUCAUUUAUUGUGUUUGUGAAAUGACUGCUCAGCCCCAGAUCACAUGUCAUGAAAAGGGCUAUAAGGCAUGGGUCCUCAAACUCCGGCCCCCCAGAUGUUGCUGAACUACAACUCCCAUGAUUCUUUGAAUUACAUAGCUAGCCAGAGAAUCAUGGGAGUUGUAGUUCAUCAACAUCUGGGAGGCCAGAGUUUGAGGACCCAUGCUAUAAAACAAUGUCUAAAGUUGUUUUGGUGACUACAGUGUCCCUUUAACUCUCAGGCAUGUAUUUAUCCUUUGCAUUCUGCAAAUAGUUGCCAACCAAACUGUAUUUAAAUAUACUCAAAAUAUAAAGAUCUACACUCUUCCAUAAACCUCUUUAAGAUACAAGAGGCUAGCGGAAGAAUUUGUUCAUAAAAUUAACCUCUUCAAGACCACUGCCAUUCCAAGACAUUGUCACAGUCUGGCCCCAGCAAGACCUUACUCCCGAUUGGAAGUCACAGCCGUUCUGCUGCCAGAAUGAAUGGGAUGGCCUGUUUUUAUAUAGGAUCUUUGGAGAAUAGAUCGUUAUGAUGAUCACUGGUCGUUAAAGGGUUAAAAUGUUGGUGGUGAUCAUAUGAUAAAGGGAGCAAGGCAGACCGAGAUCCAGAGCAGCCUUCCCUCUGUCGUACAGUUUAUUGGGAGAUUCCUAAUAAACCUUUUAAACCAUGUUAAAAUGCUAUGUGAGUCAACACAUGCUUUUUCCUGCUUUCUGUUUAUUUCAUUUUCCAUGUUCAUUAUUUGUUUCUUUUUUUAGGAUUUGCUGAACACCGGGAUAAGCGCUCUGUUUUUCUUCAUCGCCUCUGUAAUUUUGGCCUCUCUCAACCACAAAUCUGGGGCGGAAAUUUCUGCGGCGGUAAGAUCACUUACUCUGUAAACUUGUUUUUCCCCCAGUGAUGAGGAUUGGAGGUAGGAUCAUAUUUUAACCCUUGUAUUUGAGACCAAGAGUAAUGCCCUACUGUCUGUGCAAGUAACGGACAUGCUAUUUCAGAUCCAAAUAAUUCCAUUACUCGCAGAUAGAACGAGCAGCUGGGGGAAUGAGAUUUCUUGUAGGAAUUUGACAUUUUGUUAAAGUGACAAAUGAACAGUGUGGGGGGAAAAAAAUCUGAAUCUCAAUAAGGCUGCUUUUUUUUUUUUUUCUCUCUCUUUCUUUUCUUUUCUUUUCUUUAGUGUUAAUAAUUUACAUUUAUUCAUAUUUCAAUAAAAGCGAAACAAUCUCUUUUUUCCCAGAAGGCUUCUCUUACUGGGGCAGCCAUUGUUGGCCUGUUUGCCAUAUUUCUCCCAUCAAACUAAUUUGGUCGACUAGUUUAAAAGCUGAUGUGCUCCGUUGACAAGGAGGGAUGGUAAGAUAGGACACGUUUUAUAAAACAGUGGAGAUGACUCAGUGAGUUAAUACACGGGUGGAGAUCACAUGACUGCUUACGGCACCAUGACAGUCAUUUCUGAUCAUGCGUGACUUCAUCAUUAACCUAUGCUGUCGCCCCAACCAAGACGUGCGUACGGGGUCUGUAAUAAAGAUUCUAUUUACCUCCCUAGCACUCCUCACUCCAGUAAGAGCUUAGAGAGUCUAUAUUAUCUUGGGGAAGCGAGGAAUUGUCACUUCCAGAGAAAGGACAGUUCCUCUUUAAAUGGUUUCCAUUUCAAGGGGGGUGUUUAUUUUAAUUUAAAAAAAACUGCAGUAGCUGGCAUUUAUAUUAGUCAGGACUGUUAUGCAAGUGUCCACAUGCAUUCUCAUGUGAUGGAAUCCAGGAAUUCAGAAUAGUUUGUUCUGUGAAUUAACUCUUUUAACAUUAGUACUUGCAGCAGUUUUAAACUUUGUUUUUGCAUCAAGUUUAAUCUAGGUUUUAUUGAAUUUUUUAUUUUUUUUAAUUUUUUUUUUGAGACUGUAGUUUUAUUUCGUAUGCAACAUGUUAGCAGACAUACAACAGAUUUGAAAAGAGGGUGCAUUGUUGCCUAUACAGAGGCAGAUGACGUCAAACAGACAAGAGUAAGGCUAAUUACAUAUUUUGUAGUCGUUCCGACCUGUGCAAUGAUGGGCAUUUCGUAACCUCUGAUUGAGAGCAGUUUACCCACGCAGGGGUAGUGUUGUAUACUUAGUAAAUGGUUUGGGAUGUGGGGUUGUGUCAUCAGUAGUUUUACAGCAGUAGCCUAUGCAGAGGCUUAUAACACAUGGUCCCUGUGUUUUUUUUUGUUUUUUUUUGAGGCCGGCAUCUUGUUUUGCAUUGUGCCUUUCUUAAGCAGAUUGGGUAUGUGGUCUCAUAGGGCGUAGCGACUAUGGUGAUAUUGUUUUACGAUAUAUUGCACAGUGGGUGCCAUUGCGUGUCUUCCGUAAGGAAUUGGUUAGCCGAUGUUAGGGUGCUAUAUAAUGUAUCUAGGUCAGAUUUUGUUGCGGGAUAAGGCGGUCCGUCCCCAUUGGUUGCCUUGUAUGAGUGUCUGCGUUCAGAACCCGUGCCGUGGCGCCCCUGUUAUUUCUCUCGGUUUGAGGCUGUCUCCGGGUUGGGGUCAGUCGGGCUAUCUGUAUGUCUUCGUGUGGUCGUGAGUGUGGGGGAUGUGUUCUUGUGCGUGUGUCGCUGGUGGUGUUGGUUUAGUAGUUUGGGGGCGAUGGUUUAUGGUCCCGACGGGUGGGGGACUCGUUUGGCGGGCUUCUAUAGGUAGUGUCAGCUUCCCCUUAUCUAGCGUAGUGCCCUGGUCCUAGAGUCCGGUCUCAGUCACCCCGGUUCCCGGUCUCAUCCUUCCAUGUCUACGGUCGGGGUUCAGGGUAGGUUCGUGUCUCGACCCAUGGGACAAUGUGCGCGUCGGGGGUGCGGAGGUGGCGUGUGGUUGUGUAGGGGGGGAGAUCUUGGGUGUCCUUCCUCCUCCUCUCCGCUUGGGCGUGAUGGUGUCUCUUGUGCCUUGUGAAGGUUAGGACCGUGGGGAUGGGACGGGUGUUCUGUGUGGUAUAGCAUGGCCCUGUGGUGGUAUGUCUGAAUUUGUUCUGCCUUAGUGGAAUUUUUUUAUUUUUUUAUUCUGCUUGUUAACUCUUGGGUAUGGCUAAGAUGCAAGAGAUUUAUGGUUGGGGUUAUUAGAGAGAGGUUUAGAAAUUAAAGUUUCAGGUGGUGAGGAUAAAGGUAAGUUCUGAAUUCUGGGACAUAAAAAAAAAAAAAAUAGCUUAGGAAUUAAACUAAUGAAAUUUAUCUUAGCCCUUAUACCACACCUCCUCUGGACAGUAAGCUCGUUUGAGCAGGGUCCUCAUCUACCUAUUGUUCCUGUUAACAUUUUGUUAUGGUCUCAUUUGGUAAAUUCCCCUUUUAUUGUAAAGCGCUGCGGAAUAAGCUGGCGCUAUAUAAAUACCAAUAAUAAUAAUAAUACUCCAUGUGAUUAACCUUUUGGUAGAAGAUAGUCUGAGUUCAUCUAGAUUUUUGCUGACAAAUUCCCAUAGUUUAUUAGUAGACUGGGGAUGGGAUUUUUGAGUUUCUACUUCCUCUGACACAUAGACUGCAUAUUGUCUGUAGUCUUGUUUAACGACUUGCCUCUUUAAAUAUCAUAAUGGGUAACACAUUGCUUCCUGCGGUGCUAACAGAUGUCCCUUUUGAAGGGGUCAGUCACAGAGAAUUUAUGCCACAGGGUGGUUUUAAAGUGAUAGUACACAGCAUGUUGCAUGUUUGUGAUUCUAAUUUGGCGGUUCCUAGUCCAGUCCUGCAGGUGUACCAAUGGUCCAGGUUUUAUCAGUGUCCAUAUUGGAAUAGAAUUGCAAAAUUCCUCGAUUCUGGACUGUUGGCGUGCCUUGAGAACUGGUUCGGGAACCACCGUUUUAACGAAAUUAGAUACAAGAGUAUUUUAUUAAAUACAUCGUACUCAAAUUCAACUACCACACUCAUGGUUUAUUUAGUCAUUUAUUUGACUAUGGACUUAACAUUUCUUCCCCAGAUCACCGUAACAAAGUGUGCCUUUUAAAUGUUCACAAUGCUUUACACAUGUGCUUAGUAAUAAUCCUACUGUAAAGGCUUGUCCUGUACUUAACAUAUUGUAAUCCUGUGAAUUUCUAGAGUCAAUUGUACUUUCAGCGCCCAAUUGGUUAAUGGAGUGUGUGACUCUUAUGUUUGGCAACAGCUGCCCACCCAAAAAUAUUUUGAUCAAAACAGCUGGAUUUGUGAGGUCUUGGUACUGCUGACUCUGCUGCCAUCUAGUGGUUAUUAGUGUGUCCUAGUAACCAAAGCUCUAACAAUACAUGUGGAAUAAGGCAUUUUGGUUUUUAAAUUGGUUAUAUAUGUGUAACUCUCUUGUCUUCAAAAAAAAUGUCCAUUAAUCAUUAAAAUUUGAAUUGUUGGGAAUUCAAAUGGAGAUUCAUAUUUGAGGCCAAAGUUCUUAAUUAAGCUGUUUUGUCUAAAAUUUGAAAUUCCCUUUGAAUCCUCACCAAUUCCCACUUUAUUAAUAACCAUGUGUAUCCAAUAAUAAAGUCUGAUUUUUGACUACCUGUUUUACAUCUCUAUCUCUGCAGAUAUUCGGCUUUUUAGCCACUCUCGCAUAUUCCGUGAACAGUUAUCUGGCACUCCGAAAGUGGAAGUUCGGCAGGUCGCAGAACAUGCGCCAAACAAACGACUACAUGCGGGCUCGCAGCGAGUCCCGUGAUGCGGACUGUCGCCCUGAGAUUCAACGUCUCGAUGCUUGAGCGGCCUGGGCUGGGCGUAGAAGCAAGACGGCGACUCCCUUCAUUGUAGACAGCAGUCCAAUUUUAAAAGACGAAGGAAAGAGGAGAGUUUUGCUUGUAAUCCCAUUCCUGUGAUUCUUUCACUAUUCCUUAUGUAUUUAAGGAAGUAUUUGGUGGUACCCGGUAGACUUUUGCCGCACAACAUUUUGGGUUUAACAGCAUCAUAUGAUGUUCGGUAUCCUGACACAGUUUUUACAGACAUUACUGCUUUGCAGCGAAUGUGUCAGAAUAAACACAGAUUGAUCUGAUUUUUUUUUUUUUCUCCUACAUGAAUAUUACUGCAUCAACAGAUUAUUUUCUGCCUGUAAAACAGGGGUACAAUCCAUUAUCACAGCCGUCUGCUCAUAAUCAUUUUGGAAUUGUAUUUAUUUCUUAAAUUUUGUGCUGUACUUAGUCUAUGAAGGAUUUUUUAUAUAUAUAUAUAUAUUCACUUAUUUUUACAAUAUGAAGGUUAAGGAAGAUGACUGACCCUAUUUUCUUCACUCCCUCCAUCCCCCCCUCCCCCCAGUGAUCUUUUUUAAGUAAUGUUUUAGCUCAAAUGAAGUUUUACUGUAAACCCAAAACCAUGUUCUGUUUGUUGUUCUGAAGGAAAAAAAAAAACUCAGAAGGGUUUAAAAUUUGCUAAUAAGUCACAGUUUGGUAUGCUUAAUUUAUUUAAUUCAUAUUCUUAAUAUUCAUCUGACUGUUUAUAAAGUUUAAAUGUAAUGUUUUAAUCAUUAAGGAGCGUUGGUCUUGGCAAUACAUUGCAUCGCUGACUGUAUUCACAGUACAUUACCACUUAGCUAUUAUUCUGCCCUUGAAUUUUUUGUUGGAAGCAGUACUUUAAUGGGAUCUAAACUGUACAACAACUCCUCAAUAACUUUAAACACAGUCUUUGAUAGUUAUGUUGUAGGAUAGUGUUUUGUGAUGGAUUAAUAGUCUGCCUGCUUUAAAGGGACACUAUAGUCCCCAAAACAACUUUAGCUUAAUGAAGCAGCCUCACUGCUCAAUUCUCUGCCAUUUAGGAGUUAAAUAACUUUGUUUAUGAACUCUAGUCAUACCUCUCUGCAUGUGACUUGCACAGCCUCCCUAAACACUUCCUGUAAAGUCAUCUAAAGUUUAUCCUUCCUUUAUUGCAAGUUCUGUUUAAUUUAGAUUUUUUUUAUUUUUUUUAAUCCCCCUGCUAUGUUAAUGGCUUGCAAGACCCUGCAAGAGCAUACUGUAUGUAAUUGAAGUUCAAUUUACAGCGAAAGAGAUAAAAUUGUUUAAGGUAAAUUACAUCUGAUUGAAAGUGAAACAAGUUUUUUUUUUUUUCAUGCAGGCUGUGUCAAUCAUAGCCAGGUGUGACUAGGGCUGCAUAAACAGAAACAAAGUGAUUUAACUCCUAAAUGGAAGUGAAUUGAGCAGUAAAACCUGAGAAGCAUCAUCUAUACACCAAAACUGCUCCAUUAAGCUAAAGUUGUUUAGGUGACUAUAGUGUCCCUUUAAAUUCUGUUUAGUAAACUGUUAUAUAUUUAGAUUCAGCCUGAAUGGUCACUUAAGUCCUACCUUCUGUACCCCAGUAAUAUACUGUCUGCUAUGACAUCACUAAUACGCCCGGCUGUAGUUAGGAAGAACUUAAGUGCUGUGACUGUUGACAUAAUGUUGCAGUUUGUCCACAGGUGAUAUAUAUAUCACCUGUGGACAAACUGCAACAUUAUGUCAAAAUUGAAAUUAUAUAAUUUCAGCAUGGGAUUGCACCAGGGCAUUGGAUUUCACAGUGUACCAGCAAGGGUGAGUGCCAUUUUAUUUAUAUAUAUAUAUAUAUAUAUAAUUUUUUUAUUUCUUCUAUGGCAAUCCUGCAAUUUAUAUAUUGCAGUCAUUGGUAGAUUAGUGGCCAAGUCCUUCCUCUCUUCAGAUCACAAACGGGAUAACACCCGUGGCUCACUAACCUGACUUGUAAAGACUGUAGAAUCUGGCUGAGCUACAUUUUAUUUGGUUUCAUUUAAAAAAAAAAAAUUGUUUUUAAAAAUUGCGCAAUAGUAAUACUAUUGAGGCUAAAAUUAUUCAAGGGUAAAGACCACUCCAGUUGUAUAUUUUACAUGGUACCCAUAAUUCUUCAUUGGACUAAAGUUUGAUUAUUGAAUGUUAGCUAAAUGUUCUAUAGUUUGUUAGGUUGAAACAAAUUAUGCUUUUCCCAUCAAGUUCACGUUUUUACUUAAAGGGAAACUAUAGGCACCAAGACCACCUCAUCUUACUGCAGUGUCCCUGUCCACUGAACCCAGCAAGUGUAAACCAGAUGUGUUUCCCGCUGUUUUUAUGGAGCUUGGCUCUGUGAAACAAUGCUGGAUGUCCUCACGCUUUGCACAACCCAUAGGCCUAAUGCACGCUCGGCGCUCGCCACAGGGCACAUCUGGGUCCCCUUCGCGAUGAUGUUGGAGGAGGCAGAGAAUCCUUGCAGGAAUUGGGUGUGUUUUUAACCCAUAUUUGUUGGGGGUGGAAUGUGCUGCAGGGAAUUCUAUGGUGUUCCUUUAAUCAUAUUUAACACACAUAUAUAUAUUUUUAACAUUCCUUCAAAAAGACGUUGUAGAACAUUAAAACAAAUUAGGCCAUCUAUAAUUACUAAAACCUAUACACAAUCGAAUGCGUUUGAUGUACAAGAACUGUAUUUUCCAGUUAUUUAAUUUAUUUUUAAUUCUUCUUGGUACAUUGUAUUGGGGGUAGGUUGUUGUUUUUGUUUAUAUAUAUAUAUAUAUUCGACAUAACAUCUAUUGUGUAUUUCUAAAUGCCCAGUCUGGAUUGUUAUAGGUUUAGACAGUAACAGAGUUGGUCACAGUAGCCCAGCUAUAAUUCACCAGCCAUUGGGCUUUUAAAAAAACUACCUGAUUUUGUUAUUCACUCACUAAAGUGCAAACUGUCUGGAAAUGUCUGACAAAAUAGUCCGAGUUUAAAACCGCUGAAUUAGAGAUUGAUUUUCCGUUUGGCUACAGCGGUCUAAAAUGUUAAAAUUUCUUCCAAUUCCCAAGCAUUCACAUUUUAGUGAAAUGAAUGCAUUACUUCGCUGGGUUUGAACUGGCGCAAAGAAUACAGAAGUGUAAGAUCCGUCUGAUCUUUCUCUUUUUCUGUAUUCCAGUUGAAAGUGACAUUCACUUAUUGUUGAAAUGUGUCUGAUGUUGUCUUACACACUUUUUCUAUUCAUUCCAUACAUCCUAUUUUUAUAGUAAUCCGAUAAUACUUGUAACCUGUUCCACCUUGUGUGCCUUUUUGUAUCAAUCUGCGUCCGGUCAAUCAAAGGCCAAGUAUUUACCUAAAUAUUGUCUCUUUCUGCAGUUAACCUUUUUUUUUUUUUUGUGUGCGCGCAUGUUUUAUUGCUAAUACCAGUUGUUUUGAGGUACAAUUGAAAUCUGACUGUUCAUACUGUUGAUAUUUUGUAUAUAAAAAAUAUUGUUUAAAAAAAAAAAGCGCAUAACUCAUUUUUUCAGGAAUUUAUUUAACCCCAUAAAGGGACAUUUUAGGCCCUUCAUCUUACUGAAGUGGUUAGUGUCUGGAGUCUCCUGGUGCCUUCCUUCCAUUCGGUGUGAAACCAUUUGUAAUGUUUCAAUGCUAAACAAGAGUCCCCAGCAGCCCAUCUACUCUGUGCAUCUUUGAAUAGCUGACUGUUUUCAGCCUAUCACAGCUGUCCAUUGCUUAAAGGGAGACUAUAGUCACCAGAACUAAUAUAGCUUAAUGUAUUUGUUUUGGUGAAUAGAAUAAUUUCCUUCAGGCUUUUACAGAGAAAAUGCAGUGUUUACAUUACAGUCUAGGGAUACCUCCAUCGGCCACUCCUCAUAUGGCUGCUAGAGGGGCUUCCUGGGACAGUGCUGCACAGUGUGACUGCCAUUCAUUGUCUCCACCCUCUGCAUGCAGACACUGAACUUUGCUCAUAGAGAUGCAUUGAUUCAAUUCAUCACUAUGAGGAGAUGCUGAUUGGCCAGGGCUGUGUUUAACUUGUGCUGGCUCUGCCCCUGAUCUACCUCUUUGACAGUCCCAGCCAAUCCAAUGCUUUCCUGUGUCAAAGCAUUAUGAUUGGCUCAGACCACAACGUCUGAUUUAUGUCAGCCAAGGAGACAGAUCAGGGGCAGAGCCAGCAGCAGCAGCCUAGAAUAAAAGUACGACUUUACUGUAUUUAGGGGGGCUAAAUGGUGUAUUUAACUCUAUAGGGUCAGGAAUACAUGUUUGUGUUCCUGACCCUAUAGUGUUCCUUUCAUAUGGCUAGAAGGCAGUGUGUACUAUCUGCCUUAGUCAUAUCUACAGAAGGGAAGGAGCUGUGGGAGCCAUGGACCCUUAUUUGGUAAAAAAAAAAAAAAGUCUCAUUGUUUAACACUGGAUGGAUGCACUGUGCCAGAGGACUUCAGUAGUAUAACCAAUUUAAGUAGUUGAAAUACUUACAGUGCCUAUGGUGAAAUGAUUUACAACCCAUCGUAACAUUGAAGUCAUUAAGGUGUGUGUCAUAUGUUCGGAGACAUCUUUGCUGCCUUUUGCAAAGACCUACCCAAAUGACAUAUCUGCUUAAAUGGUGGCAUUUGUGGAAGUUUGGGAAAGGGAGCUAGAUUUACCUAAAACUCUAAUUCCUUGGACUGCCAUCUUCCGGUCUCCAGUUUCUGGCAGAUGAAGGUACUAGGACCUGCUUCAUCUUUAAACUUUUCUUGCGUGUACAUGAUAAAACAUGGAUUUAUGGGAGAUCAUGCGAGAUCUUCAAUUGACCUUCUCACGCAUUCAGAAGGCUGGUUCUCAUCAUCUUUGAUAUAUGGCUUUUUCAAAAACAUUUCAUGUUUAAGGAAAAAUUCAGCAUUGCAAAUAUUUUACUAAGACUACCCCUUUUAGGGUCCUAUCCUAAAAGAGAGUGCCCUUCUUAAUGAGAGCAGAGCUUCAAGCAUUGUAUAUGUACACCAAUUCUUCCUGGCAUUAUGCCUUACAUUGCGAUGUCAGCAAAAAUGCUUUUUGUCCUUAGGGAACCUACCCUCGCAUGCUGAUAGGAAUCUGUCAAAAAAUAGAAAUCUUUUCAUACCAUCCAAGGAAUCUGCACUUUGUGUUAGCCAAAAUAAUUACAAAUAUAGAUUGUUUUUUUUUUCUUAUGACAUUACGUCUGAGUAAUGCAUAAAGUGAUUAAUGUGUUCACCAAGAAAUUGAACAUUUGAGCCAAAAUAGGAAAACCAUUUCUAUUUUUUAGUGAAUAAACCCAACACUACAAACACCUGUGACUAGUAAGGGUCCAAAACAACUGCCAGUAAUUCACACAAUCUUGGCCCAAAAUAGCAUAGUAUUCUUUCCCCAUUUUGGUUAUUUGGACCUAAAAGUUUGAAAUAGCUUGUGGAAUUCCACACAAUUCUUGGUUUUAGUGCUGUUAUUCCUGACCGUUUACAGGUAAGAUAUUAUUCCUAACCUGUAUAAGAGUACGAAGUGAUACUUUGUUUUGCAUUUUAUGAUUAAUUGAAAGGUUUUUAUUAUUCAGUCUGUAAUAUUUUCCAUAUUAAAAGAACACUCCAGGCACCAUAACCACUACAGCUUGCUGUAGUGGUUAUGGUGUCAGGGGGCCCUUCUAUUGUAAGUAGUCAAACUGCUUUAGAUUGGUUUAACAUUUUAUGUGGGGUCCUCUGACUGCCAACCCCCUGAAGUUUUUUCUGAGCUAAGCCCUGCAGUGUGAGGCUUAGCUCGUUUGCUGAGAGCAAUCAGCUGAUGCUGUUAGGCAGUAAGCUCAGGUGAGCUGUAGUGGUUAUGGUGCUUGGAGUGUUCCUUCAAUAAAUGUUGAUGGCAUUUUAAGCUCACAUGUUUAGUGAGAGGUCACUGCAUGAAUAUACAGACUGGGCACUAAAAUGAGUCACUCUGGACUGCCGGGUGCUGGUUACAACCUACUUUUGUGAUCAAUAUACUUUUGAUUUUGCGGUUGUGUGUUUGAAGGAAAUAGACGGCCCCUACUUUUAUGUCACAAUUUGGGGGUUAUUCACUAAACCCUGAAUUGUAGGACUUAAAAAUGUAUCUGUCAAAACUGAGGCUAAAACAUCUAAGCUGGAGCCAUUCCGCUAGAGUCAAAGUUUGGCUAUUGUCUCUGAAUUCACUAUAAAUCGGGGUUUAAGAAAUUAAGCUCUAGGGAUAUUUAUUAAGGCAAACAGGAGGUUCUGGGGCAAAGACAAGUCUUCGACAUGAGUGGGGAAGAAUUAUGAAAGUGUCAUGGUCUGAAAAGUGUUGUGAUAAUGUAAAAACAAUGGAAUGGGACUGCUGGGUCCACGUUUCCUUAGUAUUUUGCACUAUUUUACAGAACACGACUCUUUGCUAAAUCUUGCCCAUUCUGUGGGUUUUGGUCUCCAUGGUGAUGUUAGAUAUUCAGUUAUCACUAAUGCAAGUAGUUUUAAUUCCAGUGGAAGUUAUGUUCCUCAAAAAUGUGUAUAUAUACUGUAUAUAUAUUUUUCUUUGAUUGGGAAUUACUGCACUUUUGGUUUACUUAAAUAAAUGUGAUUUGAACUCUUAAUUACUAUAUUAUGAUCUUGGUAAUCUAAUAGUUUGUGCACUUGUGGGUUACGGAGCAGGUGCUAAAAUACACUGUGUAAUUGUUGCCGCAAUCUAUGGUUUAAAAACGUCUUUCACAAUACAGUUUCACAGUAUAGGGACACUAAAUGUUCUAACCGCACGUUUAUUCUUGUAGUGAAGGUAAAGGCCUAUUCUGGAAAUCAGGAGGGGCGGAUGGCAAUGUAAGGGUUAAACAAUUAAUUGAACGAAUUCCCUGACCAACGGCGUACGAACAUUAAUAUAAAAUUCAAACCAUGCUCACGAGAGGUGGGUUUUGUCAAGUGUCCUUGUAGUGCUGUCUGUGUGUCUUGUUUUAUGCUACACAUUCCUCUCAAUGUCUGAUUGCACUUUGUUUAAUUGUUUUUGAAUUGAUCAGUGGUUUAAAAAAAACCAAAAACCUGUAUUUUUGUACCCCACACGAACUGCUAAUGAAUUUAUCAGUAUCUACAGUUUCCAAGUGUAUCUUGUUUAAUAAAUGGAUACCAUAAAGCUUUGUGCACUGUAUUUUAUUCAAAACUAUUAAUACGUACAUUGAUCACUAAAAAGUUAAUACAUUUUAAGUGAACGUAGAUAAAGCAAAAUGUGAGAAUUCCUUUCACAGUAAAACAGAACAUUUAAUACAUUUUAAGGAUUUCACGUUUUGCCACCUCCAAAGAUAUGUUAUUCACACUACAAACUGAAUUGAAUAACUAAUUCCCAUAAUUUGGCUACAAAAUGUGCGACUAUAGCAGUUUGAGAUUUUGUCUACAUUUUGUAAUUCCAUUUUGAAUUCACUGCAAUUCAGUUAAGUUUACGUUAAGUUGCUUGGCAACAAAUGUGCAGCAUAGUCUUAAAUUUGAUUAGUAUUACCCUAUUUCUUCUUUAAAAAGGGUAAUACAAAAACGACUGCUUUUUUUCUAUAAUAUCCCUAAUAUGAGUUUUUUUGUAAAAAUAUCCUAAAAAGGUGCGAUGUUAAAAGAACACAACACCAUAACUACUAAAAGCUAUGGUGUCAGGAUUGCCCUGAGGCCUACGCGUUUUAAGUAGUGAAACUAUUUUAGAAAAGUGUUUUUACCUCAAGUCUGCCAGGUGCUGCUCCCCACCACUUUGUAACCAGAAGCCGAUUGCUCUCAGCCAAUGAGCUAAGCCAAGCACUGCUGGGUUUAGCUCAGAGCCGAGAGCUUAUGGCUGCAGCCGAUGCAAGAAAAGAAACAAAAUUAUUCUAAAACUAUUUGACUACUUACAAUAAUCACUACAGAUUGUGAAUUUCUAAUUUUAGGCUAUAAUAUUUUAACUGGAAGAAGAAAAAAAAAUUCAAAAUGUUUAGUUUAGCUAUUUUAACCGGCGAUUUAAAAUUCACUUUGAAUAACAUUCUGACAUGUGGAGAGUUCCAUUUUACAGAUGCCACAAUUCAUGGCAUGGAUUGGCACAGAAUGUUUCACACUGGGUCAAGCGGCCGCUGUUGAUUUAUCGCUGUAGCCUGGCACACUUGUCCUCAUUAGAGGGAUAAUAUUUAUAGUGAUAUGAUUGCUUUCCGAACGACUGCCGCUUCAAACACAGGUCAUCCGAUUAGCACAAUUUUAAAUCCUUACACACUUUUUUUUUGGAAAGAGAGUAAAUAUCAGCUGUAAACAAAAAGAGUGGAAUAGCGCUAAGUCAGAGGACGGGGAGGCAGCACACCUAAAUGGAUAAGUCUAUUCUAAAAACCCAAUAAGGACAAACAACAAUACAAGACUGUAGGGUGCGCCAGGGUUUAAGUCAUUACAUUACGUCACCCCUUAACCCCUGGCGCACCCUACAGUCUUGUAUUGUUAAAUAUCAGCUGUGCACAUCCAGUCUUGUGCGUCAGUCAAAUCUAGGAUAGGGUACCAAUGACAGCAAGCCUAAUACGGACUGCCAUUCCCAUUCAGCCAGCUAAGGAUGGGGUUUGCGAUCCACACAGCAGUACCAUUUAUUGGCAAUUGUGGAUUUACAUCUGUAACAGUUACUAGUGGAUUAGUUUAUUUUGAAAAUCUGGAACUGUAAA
Pelobates cultripes (western spadefoot toad) is the source of this 32564-nucleotide messenger RNA. The record is from the annotation of a GenBank genome assembly. Lineage: Eukaryota; Metazoa; Chordata; Amphibia; Anura; Pelobatidae.